Molecule: messenger RNA, 585 nt
Organism: Rubroshorea leprosula
Lineage: Eukaryota; Viridiplantae; Streptophyta; Magnoliopsida; Malvales; Dipterocarpaceae
Source: the annotation of a GenBank genome assembly
AUCCAACUCACCUGGGCUGAUAUCCCAUUCCUAGGGAUGGAUGAUGGAUGAUGUAUGUAUCGGCACUCGGACACAGAAAUUGGAAGAAGGGAAAAGUGGAAGAGAGAAAAAUGGGGAUGGAUUUCACGGUUUGGGAAGAAAUUGAGCGUUCAGGGAGCUACCGGGUUUGCUCCAUGUACGAGGAGGCUGCAUCGUUAGCUUCCUCGGUUCAUGGUGACGAUGGGAAGUUGGAGUUGUAAGACGUGAUGGAGUCCACCGGUAUGGUUCUGGUUCAGUCCUUGAAGGAACUAGGCAGGUAUUUUCCUUUCUGUUGCUAUUGUUAGAAAAGAAAGCAGAAGGGAAAAGGGAAGGAAACGGUUUAUGAAUAAACUUGUUAUAAAGGGUCAUGGUUGAUUGCUUUUUUAAGUCAAUUUUACUUGUGGGUAUGAUUUUUGCAGAACUUCUGGGAUUGUAGAUGAGCUCAGAACUCUGUUUGUCUCUGUUGAUGCGAUCCCGGUUCUUCUAACUGGGUAUUCUUCACUCUAUUCCUGUUACCUUCUAUUUCAUUUUUUGACAUGCUAUGCAACAUAAAUUGAGGUUUUUUCA